Molecule: messenger RNA, 1212 nt
Organism: Colias croceus (clouded yellow)
Lineage: Eukaryota; Metazoa; Arthropoda; Insecta; Lepidoptera; Pieridae
Product: odorant receptor 4-like
Exons: 9
Coding region: 1-1212 (403 amino acids)
Biological process (GO): sensory perception of smell; detection of chemical stimulus involved in sensory perception of smell
Cellular component (GO): plasma membrane
Molecular function (GO): olfactory receptor activity; odorant binding
Source: RefSeq, a predicted model, not a curated record
AUGAUUGAAUCGAAUCAAGAAAUAGCUAAGCGCGAAAUAAAAGAAUCUUUGAAACUUAGCGCAUUUUGUAUGCGUCUUAUUGGAUUCUCUUUAAAUACACCUAAAACACCAACUUCAUUAUUUCUUCAGAGAUUAACGUUCGUGACAACUAUUUUCGGGGUAGGAAUACACGUUUUCAGUGAAGUAACGUUUCUUUGUGUUACCUCGGCGAACUCUCCGCGUGUUGAAGAUGUCGUUCCUCUGAUACAUACUGUCGGCUAUGGUAUACUAAGUAUAUCUAAGUUUGCUGUUCUAAAUUUUAAAAGAAACGUAUUUGCACAAUUAUUGGAUGACCUGACCUCAAUCUGGCCAGUGCCGCCUAUUGAUAAAGAAGCUGAAAAUAUUAAGCAAAAAAGUUUGAAUGCUUUACGGCUUAUGCAUAGCUGGUUCUUUGGAUUAAAUGUAUCUGGUGUGUGGUUUUACAUUAUAACUCCAAUAGGACUCUACCUUUACAACAAUUUGCGUGGGCACAGUUAUAAAAUCCGCACGGUUUGGAAAUCUUGGUAUCCUUUCAAUAUUUACAGUCAAACAUGGAUACAUGUAAUUGUGUACAUCUUUGAAAUAUUUUCAGGUCAAUCAUGCGUAUGGGUAAUGAUAUGCUCCGAUCUAUUAUUCUCUGGAAUGGCAAGCCAUAUUGUGCUUUUAUUAAAACUUCUGCAAAAUCGCCUAAGAGUGUUGGGAGAAAAUAAGAAAAGGGAUGAUGAAGAUUAUCAAGAAAUUACAGAAUGUGUUAAACUGCAUCAAAGAUUAAUCAGGUAUUGUAAUGACUUGGAGGACGCAUUUUCUCUCGUUAAUCUUAUUAACAUUUUAUUGAGCUCUGUAAAUAUUUGCUGCGUCGUUUUUGUUGUUGUCUUAUUGGAACCAUUAAUGGGAAUGAGUAACAAGUUAUUUCUCGGCGCAUCUCUUAUACAAAUAGGAGUAAUAUGUUGGUAUGGAGAAGAUAUUAUACACGCGAACGCAAAUGUGGCUGAAGCAGCAUACAACAGCAAAUGGUAUAAACUAAGUCCUCGAUGCAGACGCAGUUUAGCUUUUCUAAUACAGAGAGCACAAAAACCAAUUGCGUUUACUGCUUUGAAUUUUACUAACAUUUCCCUUGUUACUUAUUCAGCGAUUUUGACAAGAUCUUACUCGUACUUCACUCUUCUAUACACUAUGUAUAGCGAAAGCUAUUAG